CCAUGGCUUCCCGGCAUCCUCAACCGCAUCCACUCAUCCAUCAUCACCGAAUCUCACCUCCUCCACCAAGCAAACCAAAGGAAGCGAAGCGAAGCAAGCAUGUGCCCGGGCCUCCGCAACGCCAUGGCCUCGCCCUCCGCCCGCGCCGCGCACGACCACCCCUCCUCCUACCUGCUCGAGCUCGCCGCCGCCGACGACCUGCCCGCCUUCCGCCGGGCCGUCCAGGAGGACAACCUCUCCCUCGUCGCCGCAUCCCCGUGGUACGGCCCUUCCCCCAAGCCCGCCGGCGCCAGCAGCAACAGGAGAACCACCCAGCAGCUGGCGCUCCACCUGCGCACGCCCGCCAUGGUCGCCGCGCUCUACGGUAGCACCACCGUCCUCUCCUACGUCCUCUCCAUCGCCCCCUCCGAGGCCGCCCGCGCCUCCGCCUCCGACGGCGCCACCCCGCUCCUCCUCGCCCAUGCUGGCCGCGCACCCUCCGCGCCCCACGCCGCCCGCCUCCUCCUCAGCGCCGGCGCCUCCUCCUCCUCCCUCCUCGCCCUCGACCACCACCAAAACAGACUCCCCUCCAGCCCCACAAAGAAAGACACGGACACCGCGGUCACCACCAGGAAGACGGCCAAGAAGGACUACUCCUCCUCCGCCGCACACGCCCAUUCGGACGCCGCCCAGACGGAGGACAUCAACGCGGGCGUGUUCGCCACCGACGACUUCCGCAUGUACAGCUUCAAGGUGAACCCGUGCUCCCGCGCCUACACGCACGACUGGACCGAGUGCCCCUUCGCCCACCCCGGCGAGAACGCGCGCCGCCGCGACCCGCGCCGCGUGCCCUACUCCUGCGUCCCCUGCCCCGACUUCCGCCGCGACCCGCAAGCAUGCCGCAAGGGCGACGCCUGCGAGUACGCGCACGGCGUCUUCGAGUCAUGGCUCCACCCGGCGCAGUACCGCACCAGGCUCUGCAAGGACGAGGUCGGAUGCCCACGCCGCAUCUGCUUCUUCGCCCACGGCCCCCGCCAGCUCCGCGCCGUCAACCCCUCCGCCGCAUCCAUGGCAUCGCCGUCGCCCUCCUCGACAACCUCGUCGCCGCCGCGCUCCUCCUCCAGGCCGGCGCUCACGGCGUCGCUCAGCUCGCGGGAGCUGGACUUCGACGCCGACAGCCAGUACGCGCGCAGGAUGAUGAUGGCCAGGGCCAGCUCACCGCCGGACAACUACUCGCCCGACCUCGUCGCCGCCUACGUGCAGGCGCUCUCCUCCCUGCAGCACCAGCAGCAGCACCAGCAACAGCAGCAGAGCAGCGCGCGCGGCAGCACCAAGCCGCCCAUGGGGAUGGGGGGGCUGAGCGCCCGCGCCGCCGCCUUCACCAACCGGAGCCAGACCUUCGUGCACCGCUCUCCGUCCCCGGCUCCGUCUCUGGCUCCGGCGCGGUCGUUCAAGUCCCCGGCGCCGUCGUCCAUGCUGGCGGACUGGGGGUCGCCGGACGGGAAGCUGGACUGGGGCGUGCAGGGCGCGGAGCUGCGCAAGUCCACGUCUUUCGGGGUCAGAAGCAGCAGCAGGACGCAUGAUGCGACGAGGCAGGAGGACAUGUACUCGUCGUGGAUGAACGACGGCGGCAGCGACAUGCUGGCGGCGCGGUGGUCGGACCUGGAGCAGAUGGUCGCCUAGUUAAUUAAUUCACAUUUUCGUUACAGUUUUUGUAGCUGAAGAAGAAAUUAAGAAAUACUACUCCACUCCACUCCACUCCAGUAUAUAAGGAGAAACAAAAAGAUGGAAGAUAUGUAAUCGUUCUUUGUUUUUUUCAAACAUGUUCUGCUCGAACAGUGAUAAAAAGAAAAUUUCACGCCCAA
Aegilops tauschii subsp. strangulata is the source of this 1844-nucleotide messenger RNA. RefSeq names its product zinc finger CCCH domain-containing protein 33. The record is from RefSeq and is a predicted model, not a curated record. Gene Ontology annotation, molecular function: metal ion binding. NCBI's taxonomy places the organism in Eukaryota, Viridiplantae, Streptophyta, Magnoliopsida, Poales, Poaceae.